This is a messenger RNA of Lagopus muta (rock ptarmigan), 2504 nucleotides long. RefSeq names its product abhydrolase domain containing 17C, depalmitoylase (gene ABHD17C). Gene Ontology annotation, cellular component: plasma membrane; endosome membrane. The coding region runs from base 271 to 1203 and encodes 310 amino acids. NCBI's taxonomy places the organism in Eukaryota, Metazoa, Chordata, Aves, Galliformes, Phasianidae. The record is from RefSeq and is a predicted model, not a curated record. The transcript is spliced from 3 exons. Gene Ontology annotation, biological process: protein depalmitoylation. Gene Ontology annotation, molecular function: palmitoyl-(protein) hydrolase activity.
CGCGGGCCGUGCGGGCGGUGGGUUGCGCGCUGCGAGCUGCCCUCUGUAUCCGGGGGCCGGGCCGGGGGCUGCAUCCCCCGUAGGGCUGGCGGUGUUUUGUUUGCGGGGGGCUGGUCGUACUCGUGCCGUGUGCGAUUUGUGUUUAUCGGCUCGUUUGAAAGCUGCGCCGCUCUUGGCGAGCUGUAGUUCCUCAAAGGCGUUGCGGGAGGGCGGCGGGUCGGCCGCUUCGACUCCAUCCCAACGCAGGUUAGCUUCUCGCCGGCGUCUCUGAUGCCAGAACAAGGCCCCAGAAUGAACGGUUUCUCUCUGGGCGAGCUGUGCUGGCUGUUCUGCUGCCCGCCGUGCCCCAGCCGCAUCGCUGCCAAGCUGGCCUUCCUGCCCCCGGAGCCCACCUACACCGUGCUGCCCCCCGAGCAGCAGCAGGAGGCUGGGGCGGCCUCUGGGGCUGCCACCCCCACGGGAUCGGGCACCUGCAGCCUGCACCUGAGCGAGCGGGCGGACUGGCAGUACUCGCAGCGGGAACUGGACGCCGUGGAAGUGUUCUUCUCCCGCACGGCUCGAGAUAACAGGCUGGGCUGCAUGUUCGUGCGCUGUGCGCCCACUGGCCGCUACACGCUGCUCUUCUCGCACGGUAAUGCUGUGGACCUGGGCCAGAUGUGCAGCUUCUACAUUGGCCUCGGCUCCCGCAUCAACUGCAAUGUCUUCUCUUACGACUACUCUGGCUAUGGUGUGAGCACCGGCAAGCCCUCUGAGAAAAACCUGUAUGCAGACAUUGAUGCCGCCUGGCAGGCCCUCAGGACAAGGUAUGGCGUUAGUCCUGAGAACAUCAUUCUCUAUGGUCAGAGUAUUGGUACUGUCCCUACAGUAGACCUGGCAUCUCGGUACGAGUGUGCAGCAGUAAUCCUUCAUUCUCCUUUGAUGUCUGGAUUACGGGUAGCAUUUCCUGACACCAGGAAAACCUACUGUUUUGAUGCUUUUCCAAGCAUUGACAAGAUAUCUAAAGUCACCUCUCCUGUGCUGGUGAUCCACGGUACCGAAGAUGAGGUGAUUGAUUUCUCCCACGGCCUGGCGAUGUAUGAGCGAUGUCCACGAGCAGUAGAGCCACUCUGGGUGGAAGGGGCUGGGCAUAACGACAUAGAGCUUUAUGCACAGUAUCUAGAGAGACUAAAACAGUUCAUAUCUCACGAACUUCCCAACUCCUGAAGAAGCCAACCUGAUUUUACCUCAGUUACUGUGAACGGAAGAAAUUACCUGGUUUUGCACAUGCUUUAACUGGAUAGCUGUCAUAGCUUUAUACUAUGAAGAAAUACCCUGUCUUUAGGGUGUUCUAAUCAAACAUCUGAUGAAAUUUGUCUUUUAUAUCUGGAAACUAUUCUACUAAUGCACACAAUAUGGUCAACUACUGUAAUUCCAACAAUUUUUAGCUUCGUUGCCCUGAAAGAAGUGGGGAUACUAGCUGCUUAUGGGGACACUUUUUACCUAGUGCUGUAUUAAUUGAAGAUCGGUUUUCUCUGUCUCACUUCUGAUCGUUUCUAAUUCUGUCCUACGAAGACUUUUUUUUUUCCAAUGUUCUCAGUAUGUGGAACACAACUGUUAUGAGCUACAGCUUGUUCUAAACCAUCGGCCGUGGGUUCAACCUAAGGGAGUACUUUCUUUGUCAAGUUUCUAGCUGUGGUAUUGUAACUGGAAAGGUAUUGUGAUGAAGUCCCCCCCCACCUCCCUUUUAGUGUUCUUUUGUUAACUUACUGAUCUUCCCAAGUAAAUUAUUGAAAUAUACUUUCUCCUGAUGAUAAACAAACUACUAUAUGGGGCUAAACUCUGUAAUGACUUCUCCAUUACUUGUAUAAACGUAACUGGAAUAUUCUCAAAUGAACUACGGACAAAAUUGCUCUUGUUUAAAAAUAAAUGUGUAAAUUUACUACUAGAAGACUCAUUUUAAUAUUCAGAUGGUCUGAAUAAUAGCCAUAACAGACAUUUCCUUCUGUAAAGCAUUCCUGUAGACUUUUUAAAAGUACUGUACAUAUUUGAAUUUACAUUGUGCAUAGAUUCUUAAUUGGUAGUUUUAAGUUAAGUCUAGCUACAAUAAACUGCAAAAUUCCGGUUUGUAUAUGAUUGAAUACAUUUUGUUAAAAUAUGUUUUUAUCCCUAUAUUAUUUUGCUAUUAAAGUUUUAUAAAGUUUCCAGGACAAAAAAAAAAAAAAAGAAAAAAAUUUACACAUUUAUGUUUUGAAGAAUUUAUGUAACUAAAUUUUCAUUGAGCUGAUCUUUUUAGUUCAGGAGUGAUUUGAUUCUCUGACACUGGAAUCGCACAGAUUAUGCAUCAGAAAUGCAAAACACAGUUGUUACACUACUAGCAUAGGUCUAAUUUUUCCAAAUGUUAAGGCCUUAAAUGUACUGUAAGCCUCAGAUUGUUGUACAAAUUGAUCGCGGUUGAUUGCAGUUUGUGUCCUGUUGCUGGAAUGCAACACAGUGAUUGUAAUGGAAUAAAGGAUGCAUGGAUUAGA